AUGCCGGACGACCUCCAAGCAAUCCUAGCCCGCCAUAACUUCAAAGGCAUAAAUGUCGCCAAUUUCUCGCCACCGCGUGCCCACGUCCCUGCUCCCUCACGUCAACCAUAUCAAUAUCCUGCUCCUUUGUCCCAGGCUCAGUAUCCAUGGUCAGUAGGGGGCUCGGUUGGUGCGGGAGGCGGAAGUGGAAGUUCUGGGGGAAUGCAAGGAGCCAGUAUGAGGCCAUCUUUUGCUUGGGGAGCUCCCCCACAUCCACGGUAUACGAUCGAUCCGAGACACUAUAGUUAUGACAUCUGGGGGAAAGCGCCGGUUUAUUCUUUGACGGGGGAGGACGAGGAUGAGGAAGAAGUGGAUGAUGAAGGAGAGGUCGACAUAGGAGGAGUAGAGGAUGGGAUGGUAGUGGAGGAGACUGUAGAAGUGGCAACAGAAGCUAGCGAAAGUAUAGAAGUCGACCAAAUUAUAGAGGACACAGCACAGCAAGCACCAGGAGAACGGGCAAGGAUGAGCACUACAGCUCCAGAAGAGUCAACACUCUUGGACACUACUGUCGAGACAGCAGGCGAACAUUCCGACACUGAGAUCGUUCUGGCUGAGCAGCUGCUUCCUGGACUUUCGGAGGCAGAAGCGCCCUCUGGACCUACACUGGUCUCUGCCGCCGGUGGAGAAGAAGCGGCCCCACCUGUCGAGUCAGCUCCGGACCCAGAUGAGACUGAACCUGAAGCCUCACCAGGAAGUGCAACGCCCGCUCCGUCAGAAGGAGAAGAUCCAGAAUCAGAGGCAUCUUACGAGACCCAGGCAUCAGAUACUGUUGCAAAUACUGCUUCAGAGGAUAAUAUAGAGGCUGUGAGCACUUCCUCCGAGAUGGCAGCACCCGAAAAUUCUGUAUCUUGGGAGCCUGGUGUUGUGCUGGACGACAAGUCGAGAAACUCACCAGCCGACGAUGUGAUCGUAACCCAAGAUCCAGCGUCUACAGUGGCAGACCAGACAGAGAGUAUAGAGCAGGAUCCGAGUAUGAAUUCUGCAGAACCUCCCGUCGACUCACCUGCUCAAAGUAUAGAAGACGUUACUGAAGGCUCCGAGCCGCCUGCAGCUGUCCCGAAGGAGGACGUCUCACCAGAAGAAGACAUUUCUCUGCAGGACCCGCCAGCUGCUUCAGACUCCACAUCUUCAGACGGAAAUAUAACCCCGGACGCGGAAUCGCAAGCCCUUGCCGCUGCUACAUCAGAAGCAGGCAAUAUAGUCACAGAAGAGCCCAACAUCGAAGCAGUCGAUGGCACUGACCUUCUAACCGAGGCAUCAGACGAACCUGCCGUCCAAAUCAUUGACGUUGGAGGCGAUGGUGCCACUGACGACACAGCUGCUAUACUCGUCCUCGACAUACUUGCCUCCGAGCCUUCCGAGAACGAUAAUAUAGACGGACCUCCGCCUCCCCCUCCAGCGCCCCACGUAACCAUUGCCGAACCCAUCAGACCCUCGAAGCACAGCGGCAAGGGAAAACCCGGCAAGCCCAAGUCUUGGAAGUCUCAGCCGACCGAGAAGCCGAAAGAAAAGGCUGUUGAGAUUAUCCCACUUCGAGAAGGAAAAGUCAAGGCAAGCUCAAAGGGCAAGAGUAAGAACAAGAGGGUUAAGGGCAAGACGGCGGAGACGGCGGUGAGUGUGGUUGAAGAGGAAACAAUACCUCCGCCGCCACCGAUUAUAGAAGUGCCACCUCCUGCGCCGUCGCCACCGCCGCCCGGGGAGCUUAUGGAGGUUGUGGUUGAAGAAUUGCAGGUCGUCAAUGCAGACGCUCAGAAAGAACAGAGCAAAGAUGUUGUUGCGGAAGACGGACCCUCUGCGUCACCUUCAGCUCACGAGACCGAUACCGAAAAGAUCGCGAAGCCAACCGAGAUUCCCAACGAAACGGUAGAAGCACUACCUGCUGAUGAGAUAAAUGCCACACCACCUAUCGAAGCCGGCGAAGAGGUCGAUAGUAUAGAGGAUACUCAAUCCGAAGAGCCUCCUGUUGUCGCCGUUCCAGACGAUAAAGAGACAAGCGAUGACACUGCCGGUGCUGACAUUACCCUGUCAUCUGUACCAGACGCCCAAGUCAUGGAGCCCACUGAGGCCGGCGUCGAGGGAAUAGAGAGCGCUGCAAUUACACUCCAGACACCACCACUUGAUGCUGAGCUAGUAGACAUGAAUUUGCGCGCUGACGGCGAAGUGGAAGACGGCGAGUCUCAUGUCUCUGCUGCUUCUGUGGCGGAUACUGAGGAUGUUCUGUCGUCUCAUUCGAGUACCGAUGCGCCCGAUUCGCCUGCGAAGAAUUCCGAAAGUAUAGCUACCGAGCCGGCUGAGUCUGCUGAAGCGGAUGCUGCAGGACGUUCAACCGAGACCGAUGUUCACAUUCCUACAAGCGGUUGUGUAGACGGUGCUGUGGGCGGACCGGACAAUGUAGGUGUCUUGGAGAUUCGGGAAACACUGAAGGAAUCAAUAUAUGAAGGCCCUCGAGACGACGGUGCCGGCGAAACUAAUGCUGCAGAGUCAGCAGAGUCGAAGCCAUCUGAUGGGCCAGCAGCUAUAGAGGGUCACGCUCUCGAGACCGCAGGGACUGUCUCUCCAGCCAAAAUCGAUUCGAGCGACACGGAAAGGAUUGUUGAUCAAGCUGCGCCAUCUGAUGGACUACCUUCUCCCACCACAGAGAUUGGCGCCGAGCGUACUCCUAAUCUGCCGGAGUUGUCAUCUUCCGUAUCACCGGCCGAGGCGGAUGUAGAGCCAAAGCAUGACGGCGAGACAGCUCUUAUAUGCCACACCUCAGCACAAGGGAUCACCAUAGCGGAGGCCGAGUUCGUCGAGGGAGACGUGUUUGAUCAGGUUGUUGGCGAAGUUGGUGGCAGUGCUGAUAAAGUUGUGGUUGUAAUACGUCCGGACGAGGAAGACACUGUCGCGGUGCCGCCUGAGGCACCAAUGCCUCCUGGAAACAUUGGAACGGAUGGAGACGACGAUGAUCGGGAUGAAGUCGAACACGUUGCAGAGACUCAACCACUAGAGACGAAGGACGAUAUGUGCGAGGAGGGUAGGAUGGACUCAAGAGCCGAGAUGGACGCUGCGGAGAGUCAAGCCGAAGCUACAAUUGAACUGGCUCCGACACAAGUGGACUCGGACGGCCCGGAACAGGUUACCGUCGACGCGAUUGGCGGAGCUGCUCAUUUUAUAGAGCCGAACGAGGAAGCUACCAGUGUGCCUCCAGGCGGCGAAGAGAGCAGUGUAGAUGCACGAAGCGCUACUCCGGCGACGAUGCACGAGGAAAAUGUUGAUGCAAGCGCACACAGCGGAAAGAGCACAGCUUCUGAGGACUUGGACUCAUCUGAGAAUGCGACUCAAGUCAUAGCACUACUUCCUGGCGACGAUUCCGACGCAGGCGACGCGGCAGACGACCAGCAAGCAACAACGACUCUAGAGUCCAUGUCCGAUAAAUUGAACUCAGCUGACAAUGUCGAAUCACCAAUCGAACUCGAGAGGAAGUCCAUGGACGCUGGCGAGAACCAAGAAAUAGCAGCAACAAUACAAGAAAAUAAACCCGAAGAAGUUGCAAGUGUGACAGGCGAUCUCAAUCCAAGAUGCGAAGAUCCUGCAACGAGUCAUGACGAUGCUCUCCAGCCCGGGCAACAGCAAGAAAUUCUUGGUUCUCCAGUCGUUGAAGUCACAAGCCAGCCUGUGAUGGACGAGACUGAGGUCGAAAACCCUGCUGUUGAACUUGCCGCUGUGCAAGAUGGUACUUUUUGCGAGCAAUCGAGCGACCCUGUCAUCGGAAUACUUGCUUGCGACGAGGUUGCUAUUCAAGAAAGUAUUGACGGAAACACCAGCGAGCCGAUAGCUGGCGACUCUACCGGUGAUGAAGCCUGUGAUACCACAAUCGAACCGUCUCCUACAAAUGCUGUGGACACUGCUCCUGCGUCAGAAACUUCCAGCCCACCCGAUGAAGCUACAAAUCAAUAUAUGUUGGAGCUUCCAGAAGACCGAAUACUCGAAGCUGACGAUGCCACACCCUCAACGACACGAGUUUGUCCGGAGACGGAGCGAAGUGCCUGCCACGAAUCCUCUGAGCAGAUGGUGCCUGAAAGUGUACAACAAGUUGAAGCCGCCAGCAUACACGAAGGAUCACUGCAAGGAGAUCUUUCCAUGGCGCGAGACGGGGAGACCGCAGAGCUUGUACCUGUUGAAUCAUUGAAUGACGAGACACCGAAUCCUGACUAUAUACCCAGACCCACACAAGAAUCCAUAUCAUCCUCGGAAGAAGCCUCGGCGGAGCCUACAGAGCCAGCAGAGCCAGUUGCGCCAGAAGAUCCUGCACAAGAACCGCUUGCCGAGGCGGAAGCCUUACCGGCAGACUCAUUGUCGCAACAAGGACAUUGCGAAACUAUAUCAGACUCUGAGCCCUUGGAUCAAGUGCCCCAAAUGGAGCAACCUGCGCCGGAAGUCUGCCCUCCCGAGCCACUCCCGAAUCGCGUUCCUUCAAACGCACCCAUCGAUGGUCCGUCUCGAAUCUCCAAGGGUAAGCAACCAGCCUCACCUCCAAAAGUGACUCGCCAAUCCUCUUCUCGUCGUCACCGAUCCUCCAGGCAUACUGUCAAGGAUGUCUCUCGUCAAGCACCUGAACCAGAAGCAGCACCUCCAACACAAUUUCAUCGGCGCAACUCCGCGGUCAUACCUCCUGAGCCUGUUCGCCGCCAGACCAAGACUCGACCAACUCGUGCCGAACUCGCAGAACAAGAGGAACUCAAACGUCGUGCCGCAAAACUCGCUGCCCAAGAAGCUGCGGUUCAACGAAAGCUCGAGCGAGCGAGAGCACGUCUAGUACUAGAGGAACAGGAGCGACAGCUUCAGGAAAGACAGGACGAACUAGCAAGAUUGGCGGCUGAGGAAAAAGAAAGGAAAAGAGCCAGAGACGAGCAAAAAAGAAGACGCAAGCAAGAAGCUAUGGAGCAAGACCGUCUUGAGCGCGAGAGAGCAGAGGAAGAAGUCAGAGUUGCAGUAUACGAACGUGCUGAGCGACAUAAGCGACGUAGAGAAGCAGAAGGUCGUGAUCACAGAACAGAUCGUCACAGGACUCGCAGACGUACCGCCACAAAUCAGGAAGAAGCCAGAGAACCUUCACCCACUCCACAGCCCAGAGCACCAAGAUCAAGAGACGAGAUAUAUAUAAGGGAGGUGCCGUCAUCUCCAAGACGACACCAUCGAAGCUCUCGUAGAGAAGAUGAGAAGCCCAAGAAAGGCUUCUUUGGAGGAAUUAAGAGCAUGUUCAAGAUAUGA
Aureobasidium subglaciale EXF-2481 is the source of this 5289-nucleotide messenger RNA. RefSeq lists its product as uncharacterized. Lineage: Eukaryota; Fungi; Ascomycota; Dothideomycetes; Dothideales; Saccotheciaceae. The coding region runs from base 1 to 5289 and encodes 1762 amino acids. The record is from RefSeq and is a predicted model, not a curated record. The transcript has 2 exons.